AGGCUCGGUGCUCGGUCGGCUGCGGGCAGCCCGGGCGCCGGCCCCCCGCGUCGGGCCGGGACCGCCGCGAUGGACCCUCCCGCGGGCAUCGCCUGCCUCCUGCUCUGCUGCGCGCUCUCCCUGCCCGCCGGCGCCCUGCGGCGCCCCGGGGACAGAGACCCAGUUCUGAGGAAUACAGAGGAGUACAGCUUUGUCAUCCCCACCAGCACCGAUUCAGAGGGCAGGUUCCUAUCGCACUUGGUGUCUGGACCACCGAAAGCACGCUUCAGGAGAGCUGUGGAGGGCUCGCAGCACGAAGCAGCAAACGAGCAAAUAUUUUACAAUGUCACUGUUUUUGGAAGAGAGUUUCACUUCAGGUUGCGGCCAAACUCCAGGCUCGUGGCCCCUGGAGCAACAGUUGAAUGGCAGGAGGACUCUGAUGAGACUCAUGUUGAGCCUCUCUAUGGGAAUUGCCUCUAUGUUGGGGAUAUCACUGAUUUGCCAAAUGCUUCGGUCGCUAUCAGCAAUUGUGAUGGGCUGGCUGGCAUGAUUCGCACAGACAAGGACGAGUUCUUCAUUGAACCUCUGGAGAAGGGGGCCCAGGAGGAGGAGGAGGAAGGAGGCAGAACACACGUGGUCUAUCGCAGAGCAGCUGCCAAGAAGCAGCUUCCUAUUGAGAGCACGGAUACCCUGUAUGCAGCAGCUAACCUCACUCACCUGGAUGGCCUCGGCAGCGCCCUGGGCUCGGUGGCAGGCGAGGUGCAGCGAGCGAGGCGGCGCUCCCGCAGGCAUGCCGCGGACGACGAUUACAACAUCGAAGUGCUCCUGGGGGUUGAUGACUCGGUCGUCCAGUUCCAUGGGAAGGAGCACGUUCAGAAGUACCUGCUGACCUUGAUGAACAUUGUCAAUGAAAUUUAUCACGACGAGUCCCUGGGUGCCCACAUCAACGUUGUCUUGGUGAGGAUAAUCCUGCUGAGCUACAGCAAGUCCAUGAGUCUGAUAGAGAUUGGGAACCCCUCGCAGAGCCUGGAGAACGUGUGCCGCUGGGCUUACCUCCAGCAGAAGCCUGACUCGGGCCAUGCAGAGUACCACGACCAUGCCAUCUUCCUCACGAGGCAGGACUUUGGUCCAUCUGGCAUGCAAGGCUAUGCUCCAGUCACUGGAAUGUGUCACCCUGUUCGAAGCUGCACUCUCAACCAUGAAGAUGGUUUUUCAUCUGCGUUUGUGGUGGCUCAUGAGACUGGACAUGUUUUAGGCAUGGAGCACGAUGGCCAAGGGAACAGAUGUGGGGAUGAAGUCCGCCUGGGGAGCAUCAUGGCCCCCCUCGUGCAAGCUGCGUUUCAUCGCUUCCACUGGUCUCGUUGCAGCCAGCAGGAGCUGAAUCGAUAUCUCCAUUCCUAUGACUGCCUGCGUGACGAUCCCUUCGAGCACGACUGGCCUUCCCUGCCCCAGCUGCCAGGAAUUCACUACUCCAUGAACGAGCAGUGCCGCUUCGACUUCGGUUUGGGCUACAUGAUGUGCACAGCUUUCCGUACCUUUGAUCCCUGCAAGCAGCUGUGGUGCAGCCACCCCGAGAACCCCUACUUCUGCAAGACAAAGAAAGGGCCUCCGCUGGACGGGACCAUGUGUGCGCCAGGGAAGCAUUGCUUUAAAGGUCACUGCAUCUGGCUGACACCAGACAUCCUGAAGCAGGAUGGACACUGGGGGGCGUGGAGCAAGUUUGGCUCUUGUUCUCGGACCUGUGGCACUGGGGUGAAGUACAGGACACGGCAGUGUGACAAUCCACAUCCUGCCAACGGAGGCCGCACGUGUGUGGGGCCGAGCUACGAGUUCCAGCUGUGCAACACUCAGGACUGCCCUAAGGACUUUGAAGACUUCAGAGAGGAGCAGUGCAGGCAGUGGGAUCCAUACUUUGAGUACCAGAACACGAAACACCACUGGCUGCCCUAUGAACACGUGGAUGCUAAGGAAAGGUGCCACUUGUACUGCGAGUCAAAGGAAACAGGGGACGUGGUGUAUAUGAAGAGGAUGGUGCACGACGGCACCCGCUGCUCCUACAAAGAUGCCUACAGCAUCUGUGUCAGGGGAGACUGCUUGAAAGUCGGGUGCGACAGGGUCAUAGGUUCCACGAAGCAGGAGGAUAAGUGUGGUGUUUGUGGAGGAGAUAACUCCCACUGCAAAGUGAUGAAAGGAACGUUUUCAAGAGUGCCAAAGAAACAAGGGCACAUUAAGAUGUUUGAAAUUCCUGCUGGUGCGAGACAUUUGCUUGUACAGGAAACAGACGGCACCAGGCAUAACCUGGCAAUUAAAAACCGUGAAACAGGGAAGUACAUCCUGAGUGAAGACAACUAUGUGCCAGACUCCAAGGUUUUUAUUGACAUGGGUGUGGAGUGGGAGUACCGGAAUGACGACGAUAGAGAAACGGUGCAAACCAUGGGACCGCUGCGUCAUGGGAUAGUUAUUCUGGUGAUUCCUCACGGUGGUGCCAAGAUCUCUUUGACCUACAAGUACAUGAUCCAUGAAGAUUCCUUGAAUGUUGAUAACAAUAAUGUUUUGGAGGAGGACUCGGUAUCGUAUGAAUGGGCUUUGAAGAAAUGGUCUCAGUGCUCAAAGCCUUGUGGAGGAGGCUACCAGUUCACCAAGUACGGCUGCCGGAGGAAGGCAGACCACAAGAUGGUUCACCGGAGCUACUGCGAGCUGAUCCAAAAGCCCAAGCCCAUUCGCAGGGUCUGCAACCUCCACGAGUGCUCCCAGCCCAUCUGGGUUACAGGAGAGUGGGAGCCUUGCAGCAAAAGCUGUGGGAAAACAGGCUACCAAGUCCGCUCUGUCCGCUGCAUCCAGCCCCUGCACGACAACACCAAUCGCUCUGUCCACACCAAGUACUGCAGCAACGACCGCCCGGAAGGCAGGAGGCCUUGCAACAGGGAGCUUUGCCCAGCACAGUGGAGAAUAGGACCCUGGUCACAGUGCUCUGUCAGCUGUGGCAAUGGCACACAGGAUCGCCCGGUCCUGUGCCGCACCAGGGACAACGCCAUUGGCCUGUGUAAAGAAAACAAACCAGAGGCUGUAAGGGUUUGCAGACUACCUCCGUGCCCAAGAAACGUUUCUGAUCCUUCCAAGAAAACCUACAUGAUACAAUGGCUGUCAAGACCUGAUCCAGACUACCCCAUCCAGAAAAUCUCUUCAAAAGAGCAUUGUCAAGGAGACAAGUCCAUGUUCUGCCGCAUGGAGGUUCUCUCCCGUUACUGCUCCAUUCCUGGCUACAAUAAGCUGUGCUGCAAGUCCUGUAACACCUACAGCAACGUCACAGAGGACAGCAAUGUCACCCAUUCUAACGUAAAUAAGAGUAAUGCCAUCGAGGAGGAGCUCCACACAACCCUCAGCCCUCCCAUAGGGGUGUUCACCACGCAGCCCAGCACCACCAACCCUCCCCUUGUCUCCAACGCCACGGAGGAGCACGCAGAGACCAACGCAGUGGAUGUGCCCUACAAAGUGGAGGGGUUGGAUAACGAAGUGUCACAGCACAACAUCAUUCCACGGAGGAGGAUACCUUACGAAAGGACAAGGAAUCAAAGAAUUCAGGAGCUGAUUGCUGAGAAGAGGAAAAAAGAGACGCUUAGGAGAAGACCCUAAAUUGGGAAUACGACACAGACCAUGGGUUUUUUUUCUCUUAUAGAGAUGUUACCAACAUCAUAGCGUUGCCCAUGUCACAGAGACUAGAAAUGGGGAAAGAGCAAAGUGGUGCUAUGGCAGAGAUGCCACACUCUAAUGCCUACUACAAAUGGAAAAGACAGGUUGUUCCCUAAGGGCUAAUCUGAGCACGCUGCAGGCUAGGUUGUACAGGGUACAGUAGAGUAUUAGUGCAAUAUCAUUACAGCCUUUCACUGAGUCCAAGUAAUACCUAGGCCAGGUUAGCAGGUUUCUGGUUUGUAGGCUCUUGGAAGUCUUAUAUGCCUGUGUAAAACUGCUUGGGAAUAGCAAUGGGAGUUAGAUUUAGGAUGGAGCAGAAGAGUCCCAAGACACACUCAAUCCCUUUGACACUGACAAGCAGGAGAUGAGCAGUCCUGUGGUGCUUCUGUGCAUUGCACAGCCCCAGGCACUGGCUCGGUCCCCAGUCCAGGAAGGUGUGUAAGGAUGUGGCAGAGCAGGUUCAGCUGACUGGUGCAGCUGCUGCCGUGCUAACAGCUGGGCAGCUGCUUCCCUAGCUUCCUUAACUGGGGCUGCUUGAGAGAAUAUAUAGAAGACUCCCUAGCCAGGUAUUGAUGUGUCAAUUAAAAGCUGGCAAAGAGUAGUUCACAUGGUGCCAUUAACACCAUCAAAGGAUGCUCCUGAACUCCUGCACAUGUGCAAGGCUUGUAGUAGGGUAGGUCCAGCCGACUUGGACUGACAACAUUCUGGUCUUCCUGUUUACAAUCAACCACAUCUUCUAUAGUCCUUAAUGCCACAGCCUCAGAGAUCUUUGCUGGUUGGUGCUUUUUUUGUUUAUUGGUCUAUUUUUUCUGUCCACAUAACUGUUUUAACUUAAAGAUGACUGCA
Pogoniulus pusillus (Red-fronted tinkerbird) is the source of this 4515-nucleotide messenger RNA. RefSeq names its product ADAM metallopeptidase with thrombospondin type 1 motif 2 (gene ADAMTS2). Gene Ontology annotation, molecular function: metalloendopeptidase activity; zinc ion binding. The transcript has 22 exons. Lineage: Eukaryota; Metazoa; Chordata; Aves; Piciformes; Lybiidae. Bases 70 to 3612 code for a protein of 1180 amino acids. The record is from RefSeq and is a predicted model, not a curated record. Gene Ontology annotation, biological process: extracellular matrix organization; proteolysis.